CGAUCCUAUUGGCUAAGUGAGAAGUAGUGGGUGUGGUUGGACUGGCGGGAACAUUGAGCCUGGCGGUAGAUUGAAGUGAGUGGCCGGCUCGUAGUGCUGUGUAUGAGAUCGGAUUCAGACAUAAGUGGAUCACCGCCCUUCCACCUCACAGUCCUAAUCGGAUUCCUACUAAUCCUCAGGUGACGUCCAUCCAUCCCUGACUCACAUCCCUUUCUCUUCUUCACACACCGCCACACCAUGAGCCGCAAACCCCGGGCCGUCCCGGCCUACCCCGAGCCGUCCGCAGAGGAUGGGGACAGGAAGUUCUCCAAGUUUCAAAUAAACAAACUCAGAAACUUGACUGAUGAUGUGUUGGACAGAUUUGCCAGCAUUCGUAUUCCUGGAAGUAGAAAAGACCGGCCUAAUUUAAACUACAUAAAGAACUACAACACUCCUGGUGACUGGUCUACAUCAUCUGAGCAGGACGACUUUCCUCCUAAGCAGCUGUCUGAUAAAGAAGUUCUGGCUCUGUUUGAAAAAAUGAUGGAGGAUAUGAAUUUAAUCGAAGAUCGAAAAGCGCCAUUAAGGGAGAAAGACUUGGCCAUCAAAAAAGAGAUGGUCAUGCAGUACAUGAGCACUGCUUCACAAGCCGGGAGCCUGAAGAGCAGCCGACAGAUCUCGCCACAGGAAUUCAUUCAUGAAUUGAAAACAGGUUCUACAGAUGAAAGACUUGUCUCUUACUUAGACUCCCUUCGAGUCUCUCUGACCAGCAAUCCUGUCAGCUGGGUUGAACAUUUUGGUCAUGACGGCCUUGGAUUGCUGCUUGAUAUUUUAGAAAGGAUGGUGGAUGGGAAGAGCCGUGAGAAAAUAGAGAAACAGAUCCAGCACAAAGUCAUACAGUGCCUGAAGGCAUUUAUGAACAACAAGUAUGGCUUAGAAAGGAUCAUGAGUGAAGAAAGGAGCCUUUCUUUAUUAGCCAAAGCCAUGGAUCCCAAGAGGCCUAACAUGAUGACUGACGUAGUCAAGUUAUUAUCUGCCAUUUGUAUUGUUGGUGAAGAAAACAUUUUGGAAAAAGUCCUGGAUGCUAUAACCACAGCUGCAGAAGAAAGGGACAUUGUUAGAUUUAGCCCAAUUGUUGGAGGACUGCAAUAUAAUUUUCUUCAGCUCCAGGUGGCUUGUAUGCAGCUUAUCAAUGCACUUGUAACAUCACCUGAUGAUCUGGACUUCAGGCUUCACAUCAGGAAUGAAUUUAUGCGUUGUGGAUUGAGAGAGAUAUUGCCAAAAUUGAAGACUAUCCGUAAUGAGGCCCUGGAUAUCCAGCUGAGGGUGUUUGAUGAACACAAAGAGGAAGACAUGAUGGAGUUCUCUCAUCGCCUUGAUGAUGUGCGCUCUGAAAUGGAUGAUGCCAGUGAUGUGUUCAGUACGCUGUGGAAUUCUGUCAAGAACACAAAUUCUGAAGGAUAUUUCCUUUCAGUUCUUCAGCAUCUUCUUAUAAUCCGAAAUGAUUAUUUUGCAAGACCACAGUAUUUUAAGAUAAUUGAAGAGUGCGUAUCCCAAAUCGUUUUACACCGAAGUGGUACAGACCCUGAUUUCACUUACAGGAAAAGAUUGGAUGUUGACUUUAGCAACUUGCUAGAUGUUUGUAUUGACAGAGCAAAGACUGAGGAAUUUGAAGACAGAUACCUGGAAAUGAGCAAAAAGUAUGAGGAAGAAUUUACAAUUCGCCAAGAGACCCAGUCCCAACUGCAGAAAAAUGAAGAAAAAAUCAAUGAGCUUCAAGCAGCAUUACAGGCUUUUAAAUCCCAGUAUGGUAUUGCUGUUCCGUCUGGAAGUGUGCCUCCUAAGGGGUCUGAAAGUUUUCCACCUUCUGGUGUUCCCCCACCACCUAUACCACCACCUGCAUUUUCAAGUGGAUGUAUACCACCACCGCCACCACCACCACCACCACCACCACCACCACCUUUACCUCCAAUGGCAGGUGCUCCACCAGGUGCCCCACCACUGCCUUUAUUUUUAGGAGCCCAAAGGUCCCCUCCAAUGAAGAAUCUUCCAUUUGGCCUAAAGCCCAAGAAAGAAUUUAAACCAGAAGUCGGCAUGAAGAGGCUUAACUGGCAAAAGAUUAAGCCUAAUGAAAUGACAGAGAACUGUUUUUGGUUGAAUGUAAGGGAUGAAAGAUAUGAAGAUAAAGAGUUAUUUUGUGAACUUGAGAAUGCCUUCUCAUGUCAAAGAAAAGCUGUAGAAGUGAAUAAAAAUGAUGAAAUUGAAGAUACUCUUGUUAUUAAGAAAAGAAUAAAGGAACUGAAGGUGCUGGAGCCAAAAGUUGCCCAAAAUAUGUCCAUUUUCUUAGGUUCAUAUCGAUUGCCUUAUGAAGACAUUAAAAAAAUCAUAUUAGAAAUUGAUGAAACACAACUUUCAGAAUCCAUGGUUCAGAAUUUAAUAAAGCACAUGCCUGAACAGACCCAGCUGGCUGCAUUGGCCAAACUUAAAGAUGAAUAUUGCAGCCUGUCAGAACCAGAGCAGUUUGGUGUUGUGAUGAGCAGCGUGAAGAAGCUCAUUCCACGUCUCAGCGCAAUUCUAUUUCGCCUUCAAUUUGAAGAGCAAGUAAACAACAUCAAACCAGAUAUUAUGGCUGUCAGUGAAGCAUGUGAGGAGAUAAAGAAAAGCAGGAGCUUUGCUAAACUGCUUGAGAUAGUGUUACUCAUAGGAAACUACAUGAAUGCUGGAUCCCGCAAUGGACAAACCUUUGGAUUUAACCUCAGCUCUCUUUGCAAAAUGAAAGAUACUAAAUCUGUUGAUCAGAAGACAACACUUAUCCAUUUCUUGGCUGAACUGUGUGAGAAUAAAUUUCCCGAUGUACUUAUGUUUGUGGAUGAUAUCCAAACUGUAGACAAAGCAAGUAGAGUGUCUGCCGAGAAUCUGGAGAAGACAAUUAAGCACAUGGAGCGACAGCUUCAGCAGCUUGAGAAGGAUUUGGAGACCUUUCCCCCGUCUGAUGAUGUACAUGACAAGUUUGUGACAAAGAUGUCCAGUUUUGUAGUGACUGCAAGAGAACAUUAUAAGAAACUGUCUCGUAUGUUUGAAAACAUGGAGAAGCUUUAUCGAAGUCUUAUGGAGUAUUAUGUACUUGAUGCAAAGAAGGUUUCUGUGGAAGAAUUUUUCACAGAUCUGUAUAACUUCAGGACAACGUUUCUGCAAGCAACAAAGGAGAAUUAUAGGCGCAAAGAGGCAGAAGAGAAAUUGAAAAGAGUCAGAUUGGCAAAGGAAAUGGCAGAAAGAGAGAAAGAAGAGAGACAGAAAAAGAAACGACGUCUUCUCGAAAAGAACAACGAAGGCGAAGAGACGGGAGUGAUGGAUAGCCUGCUAGAGGCCCUGCAAUCCGGAGCUGCUUUCCGAGACCGACGAAAACGGACUCCGAGGCCUAAAGAUAUACGGGACAAUUUCAGUCCAUCGUCAGAGAGGUCUGUUCUAAAGGCCUGUAACCAUGAGAACAAAAAGACACACUUUGAGAGGUCUCGCUCACGACCAAAUCUCUACUCCAAUGCACCAAGGGCUCCAGUUGCUAAGGAACUCAGUUAUGAGUUUGAAUCUCAUUCUUCUACAGUAAAAAGCAAGGUUACAGCUAGAAAAGAGGUGUGCAGCUCGGAAGGUCACAAAGACAAAGGUCCAGGCCAAAGCUCUGCCGCCAAACCAGAAUCCAUUCCUGAAGUCGAAGCUCUUCUUGCAAGGUUGCGUGCUCUGUGAUUAAAAAAAAGUCUUCCACACUGCUUUGAUUCAAAGGAUUUCUCAAAAACAAAUUGUAAUUUGGACAUCUAGCAAGUAAAAUUGUACCUACCCUCUUAAGUCAGACAUGGACUUUUCAUUGCCGUUUGGUAAUAGUAAUGAAAGAAAAAAAAUAUUACCCAGCUCCACUGCCAAUAUAAGAGUCUACGAACUGUGAUCCGGUGCUCUAGCCAGGGCGUUCAGGCCCCACAGGUGCAAUUAUUGAAUCGGGAAGGGUGGCAACUUGGAUGCUCUUGAAUAAAAGUACUUUAUUUGUGACAAGGAUACAUGGGUACAGGCAAUAUACAUAAAGCUUGUACCCGUGUAUCUAUGUCACAAAUAAAGUACUUUUGUUCAAGAGCAUCCAAGUUGACAGCCUUCCUGAUUCAACAAAAGUCUCAAACCAGUGUCUACUCCCCAAUAUCCAUGUAUUUGUAUCCUGCCUACAAUGAUCUUAUUUUUCUUCAUUGCCUAAAGAUUUCUCAACCAAAUGAUGACCCCUAAGCUGUGCAUAUUUUUUCGGUUCUUGAUAAUUAGGCUUUUCACCAAAAGAUUUCAGAAAUGCAGUAAUGAAGUGAACAUGAUUCACUCUCAAUGACAUGUAUAACUCUGCAAUGGACGUUAGUUAUUUCAACUCUCUAAAAUUACACUGGUCGCAAACCUAAGAAUUUCACACAGUUCAUGAGAUAAAAGAAAUCCAAACCAUGGCUCAUAUGCAGUGAAAUCCAUGUAAGUACGGAGUAGAUUCAGAGAUAUAGGCAGCUAAAAUAGUAGGAUAUAAGUCAAGGUUGCUCCAGCUCCCAGACUUCUCUUUAUGUGUAAAGUAUAACAUUAAUUAGGGUGGCCCUCAAGGCUGAGGAAAGGGGUCAUGUUUUUUUAGUGAAAAAUUAAAUCUGCAUAUAAAUUGAGCUUCCUAAACCUCUAGAUUACAGAUAGUUUUGACAUUUUUUCCUUUUUUAAAAAAAAAAAAAAAAAAAGUGUUUCUGCAUUGUUUUCAUUAUAAGCUCUGUUUGAACUGAGCCAUUUGUAACAGGUUUACUUUAACACUGCAAGCUAAAGGAUUUGCUUUAAAUUGUCAUAUUUAUUGUGUUGCUGGCAAUGAUGCCAUGUAGUUGACUAUUCUACACAAUCCAUAAGGGAUGUUUUUUUUUUACCUUGAACAUGGAGUAGAGAAGAGGGAAAUUGCUUUCUGUGUGGAAUGUUAUACCAUUGCUGCAUUUCUCAUCAGCAGAGUGAAAACAAAGUUUGAUGUUUUAUGCCAUGGGUCUUGUUUUUGCUUGCACAAAGUCUUAAAAGUUAAUGAAAAAUUUCAUUCUUUUAUAGUGGAGAUUUGUUCUCGCUUUCAUUUAUUCUCUGGUAUAUUUUACUCUACUAUAACUAUGUUACCAGAUAGAUAAAUCUUGAAAUGUAUUAACUGUGCAAAUCAAUGAGAGUGCAAUCUUCUUGAAAAAAUUUCUAGGCAACCGCAGGAAAUAUGCAUUACUUUAAAGGGGGGCAGGCAUUAGAUAUAUUAAAUCCAUUAUAAGACAGUAAGAGUAACCUUAAUGACUAAUUGUAUUUUAUAAGGCAGAAUAGUGGAAUAAUUACAUUUUAUAUGUAAAUGCAAUUUACUCAUCUUAUUCCUUUUUCGCGUAUGAACACAUUUGAAGUAUCCAUUCCAUCUAAAGUAAAAUGUAGAAAUAGUGUAAACUCAGGAAAUAAGGUGUACGAGUAUUCUUUAAAUGACUUAACAGUUGUUUAGUUUGUUUGGUAGGUAAUGAAUCCUAUUUGUCAUUUUUGUCACUGGCUUGCUUUGCAGUACUGGAUGCGUUUGAGAGGAGAUGUUCUUUACAUGGGUAUUGGCAAAAAUGUUGCCUUUGGAAAAGUGGAAAUAAAAACUGACAUUUACUUUACCAUGUAUAGCUGCUAAUAGAGGACAAUCUUUGUUUUUUUUCUGUACACUAUUAAAGAUUGUAGAGGCAAUAUGCAAGACAUCUUGGAUACCAAAUGUAUAAUAUUAGCAUCUGCUUUACAUGCACAUAUAUUUAUUUUAUACAGUCUUACAAUUCUUUAAAAAUUCCAAUGUAUUCUUAUAUGAAAACUCGGCUUUCUAUGCAUGUACACAAAGUUAUAGUCUUUGAACACACAUUUUUAUGUUGAGUCUGUAUGUGCGUUCUCCAGCUUUUAUGAAACGUAAUAUAUAACACAAUGCUCUUAAUGAAGCAGGGAGACUGAAAUACAAGUACCCCAUGCGGAGAAAUGUUACUGUCAUUGCAAUGCUGGAUAUCCAUUCACAGUGUGUGAUAAGGAACAUGCUGAUCUCUGCCAUGAGCUCAAAGCCAACAAAAUUUCACUUUUGGCAAGUCACUACAUAGAAGACCACCACGGCUCUGGCUGAAAACAUGCCAGUUUAUAUCGUUAUGAAUGUGGCAGUAAAAUUUCCUGCUUUUCUUUAAGGCGUACCUUUCAUGUAUACACAUCAGCCUCAGUCUUAUGUUUGUUAUUCUUUAUUCAAUUGUAUUUUCUAAACUACCACAGUGCUUUAUAUUCAAUAAACACUACAUGUUUAUUACGGAAAAAAGCCAUUAACGUUGCAAAUGCCUCACACAGUUCAGCAACUGUCCACCUUUUUUACACUGCAAGCAUAUGGCAUGGUUGUGUCAUGUUCUUUGCGAGAACAACAAGAGCACAGAUAAUGGGCACAUGGGUCAGAUUUAAUUGAUGGCUGUAACCAGUUUUGUACAGGGUAAUAUUUCACUAGAAAUGAGGCCUUGUAAUGUUUCCUAUGCAAAGUUAAUAAAUAUACAUUAGUACUGUGACACUGUGCCUGAUCAUAUUAAGAAAACACUGUUCUGCAAGCUUUAUGGAAAAGAAACCAUCCUCAUGUGUUCUCAGGUUUAGUUUAUUGUUGCAGCUAUCCAUGACAACUUAUUGGUGUGUGUUAAACAAGUUUAUGUUCUGUUUGCAUGGAGACAACCAUUGUAAAUAGCAAUGCAAAAUUAAAAAAUAUAUUUAA
This is a messenger RNA of Rana temporaria (common frog), 6733 nucleotides long. It is a transcript of the gene DIAPH3, whose product is annotated as diaphanous related formin 3. Gene Ontology annotation, molecular function: actin binding; microtubule binding; small GTPase binding. Gene Ontology annotation, cellular component: actin filament; cytoplasm. The coding region runs from base 238 to 3720 and encodes 1160 amino acids. Gene Ontology annotation, biological process: actin cytoskeleton organization; actin filament polymerization. The transcript is spliced from 29 exons. The record is from RefSeq and is a predicted model, not a curated record. Lineage: Eukaryota; Metazoa; Chordata; Amphibia; Anura; Ranidae.